Messenger RNA from Pisolithus orientalis, 602 nucleotides. RefSeq lists its product as uncharacterized. Lineage: Eukaryota; Fungi; Basidiomycota; Agaricomycetes; Boletales; Pisolithaceae. The transcript has 5 exons. The coding region runs from base 150 to 470 and encodes 106 amino acids. The record is from RefSeq and is a predicted model, not a curated record.
GAAUCGUGGAGGCAAUGGGCGACUGCGGAACGCGUACCUACUAAGGCAAGUGGUCGCUUGGACGGACCUCACUUUGCAUCCAGUUCCACGCCGGUAUCGCCUUGUAUCGUAUUCGUCGUUAUACGUUUGAGAACCACAGCAGGAUAACGAUGGACUUCUUCUUUUGUAUCCCCCUCGUAGUCGGUUGUCCCAACAAGAUAAACCCCAUGGGAGGAGACCAGUCCCCGAGAGUCUGUCCAAGAUGUCAUAACGCGUCGAUGUUUGCGGCCAAAUCUCGUGUCUGGUUCGAGUUUUGCUUUGUACCUCUUAUUCCAUUGCGGUCUAAGGACGUUUGGAUGUGUGGUAUAUGCCAACUGCAAACAGUCAUGCAACCUGAUUGGGCCCCUGCAGUAGCACAACCAGGAUAUGGUUACCAGCCAGCACAACAUGGGGAUGGUUAUUACCGGCCAACAUACACUCAGUCGGGAUAGUCGACACGUUGCCAUGUGAACAUCUCCAUACUGCUACUGUAUUCUAUUAGUCCCAUGUUUUCCUUUCAUCGGAUGUUCUGUCCCAAUGUACUUAUGCUGCCCUGUUCAGUUCAAGCGUCCUCUGCAGUUUAC